AUGGGAAAAUACGGACUCAGUCACGGAGCUCUGGAUGCGAAGCACACAGUGCGUUUAUUUACAGUGCCCAAAAACAGUCUCAAAACACAAAGCGAAGUGCAAAAUCCAACAGUGAUCCUCUCCAAACUUCCAGUGGUGCGCAGGUCCGGCGUCUAUCAGUCCGAGAUGAGGUGUGUCAUCUUGAAAGUUGGAACUGAGGAAAUUAAAACCAACGUGAUCUGCACUGAGUCUGAAAUGAGAGUAGAGGUGGAGAAAUCGUCCCUCCGUGGACUCCGUGAGGAUCACCUGCGUCUCAGUGAGCCCAGCAACACCCUCUGCAGCCUGGAGAGAUACUCCAACAGCACUCACAUCAUCGGCGUCAUCCCUCUCAAUGCUUGUGGCACUCAGAUCGAGGAGGACGAGGAACAUCUCAUUUUCAAGAAUGAAAUCACCACAGUGGAUGACAGCGGAGCUCUGAUCACCAGGAAACAUAACCUGGAAGUAGAGUUCUACUGUCAGUACCCCAAAAAGGGGAACGUGUCACUGGGCUUCACAGCACACAGGACGAUGGUGGAAGUGUUUGAUAAAGGCUUCGGCACGUUCACCUACCAGUUUGAGUUUUACCCCGACAACCAGUUCAGAAGCAUCAUUGAUCCCAGUUCGUACCCUCUGGAGUACGACGUAGGGCAGAAGAUUUACAUGGAGAUAGAUGCGUCCUCCAUAGUCAACGACACCGAGAUGUUUGUGGAGUCCUGCAGAGCCUCACCGUACGACAACCCCAAUUACCAGCCAACCUACUCCAUCAUUGAAGACGGGUGCCCCGUGGACCCAACUGUGAUGAUCCAUGAGACGGACAACAAGAGACAGUUUAGAUUCUGCAUCGAGGCCUUCAAGUUCAUCGGUUUGCACGAUCAGGUAUACAUCAGCUGUUCAGUAAUGAUGUGUGAAGCAGGGAAUCCCAACAGCAGGUGCUCACAGGGAUGCAUCAACUCCACAUCAAACAAUCACGACCACUCCCACCGCCGAAAGAGGGACUCUGCCAUCCAGACUGCAGUGCACUUCGUUUCCCAGGGUCCUCUGCGUUUGAAGAGGUCAGCAGACACCAGCAUGAGUGCAGGGAACAACCUGAACCUGAACCUGGUCUUCAUCGCUGGAUGUCUUCUUGCUGCUGUUGCCAUGAUCUGUGGAGCGCUCCUGUACAGGGCCAAAAUGUCAAAGGUCAAAUACCAGCGUUUGGCCUCGAGUGAAAGUUAAGACAGCAGUGUAAUCAGAAUACCAGUUCCUGCAUUACUUUUCAAUGAACCUCAUUUUGCUGUCAGAGUUUCGGUGUUUGUGUAUCUGCUCAUGUUUAAAUCAAUCAUGAAUUUAAUUCUUUAUAAUUCAGCUUCAUUUGUGUAGCGUGAACUCACAACAACAGUCACCUCAAUUAGCUUUAUAAUGUAGGGCACAGUCCAGCUGUUACAGCUGUGUUUGUGUUUGCGAGCUUUAAGAGAAAACAGACAUAAAACAGACUUUGAAUGAUGAAUCUUUGGAUUGUUGUUCAGUCGUGCAGCUUUACAGCAGCUUUUCUUUUUAUAUGUUAGAGUGUGAUUCACAGAAAGUGUUACUGUUGAUGUGUGCUCCUCUUUCCUCAUCAUUUUUGCUUUGAAUAUCUAUGGCUAUCAUUGGACUGGUUACUAUACAUCUUUGUUAUUAAUCAAUAAAAACAUACGUGUUAGUGCUUCCUCA
Pundamilia nyererei is the source of this 1707-nucleotide messenger RNA. RefSeq names its product ZP domain-containing protein-like. Lineage: Eukaryota; Metazoa; Chordata; Actinopteri; Cichliformes; Cichlidae. The record is from RefSeq and is a predicted model, not a curated record. The transcript has 7 exons. Bases 1 to 1233 code for a protein of 410 amino acids.